AUGGUGCACCCCGAUGUUUUCCCCAAACAAGUUGUGUCUCCGAAUUUCAAAGAUGUUGUUGUGAAGUCGAUAAAUGUUAGCAACCAAUUUAAAAAUGAGCAAGAGUUUGAAUCAUGUGAUCACAUGCUUCAAUGGAGUCUUUUGGAGGCCUCCAAACAGGGAUUUGGUGUGGUUAUCAGAAGUUCUGAUAAUGGUUCGGAUAGAAGAUGUACUUUUAUGACAAUGGCGUGCGAAAGAAGCGGGAAAUAUAGACCUCCUCUCCAUAAUUUUAAACGAGACGACACCGGUUCAAGAAAAUGUGAGUGUCUCUUUAAGUUAGUCGGUCAUCCAAUUGUGUAUCGCCUCAUGCCAGAAGAGAAGGAAUGUGUUGUUAACAUGACUUUGAAUUUGGUGCAACUAAAAAAUAUACUUGCAACUUUGAAACGUAAAAGACCCGAAAAUAUCUCAAAUAUCAAGCAAGUUUAUGUGUCUAGGUAUCGAACAUGCGAUGAUGGAGUUACCGUUAGAGAUAUAUUUUGGACUCGUCCUAAUUCUAUAAAGUUGUUCAACACGUUUCCUAUUGUGUUCAUACUUGAUUCAACGUACAAGACCAACAUGAAAAUGUGCGAAAAGUAUCAUGAUUUGUUGAAAUAUGUGGAAAGCAUAAUUCUUGACCAGGUGAAUGAGAAAAUUGUUUGUGCUUGGACUGAUAAGGUUAUACACCUUGGAAAUACAACAACUAACCGAGUUGAGUCUGCUCAUGCUACAUUGAAGAAUUUGUUGGGAAAUAGUAAGGGCGAUUUGUGUAGAGAUUGGGACUUCGUGAACCAAAUGAUUCAAAACCAACAUAAUCAUAUACAAACAUCAUUUGGUCGGAGCAUCACAGUUUUGGAACACAUAUUUAAAGACAACAAUCUUUAUUCUCAGUUGGUCGACAACAUAUCUCGAGCGGGUUUUAAUUAUAUUUUUCACGAGGCUAAACGAGCUAAUAAUGUAGACUUCGAUAGCGCAAAAUGUGGAUGCACAAUUGUGAAAACAUAUGGUCUUCCAUGUGCUUGUGUUAUUGCAAAAAAGGUGAAACUUGGUGGUCCAAUAAGAAUGGAUGAGAUUUUCACUCAUUGGAGGAGACUUAGGUUUGAUGAUGAUGGUGUCAUGAAAGACGUUAAAUCGAAUAUCUCUAUUUUGACCAAAUGGGAAUUGAUACAAGAGAGAUUUUUGAAAGUCGAUAACAACAUGAAACUCUAA
This is a messenger RNA of Lathyrus oleraceus (garden pea), 1224 nucleotides long. RefSeq lists its product as uncharacterized. The coding region runs from base 1 to 1224 and encodes 407 amino acids. The record is from RefSeq and is a predicted model, not a curated record. The transcript has 4 exons. NCBI's taxonomy places the organism in Eukaryota, Viridiplantae, Streptophyta, Magnoliopsida, Fabales, Fabaceae.